GUGAUAUUACAGUUUACAACUGUACCUCAGGAAACACCGAAAGAGAAGAUGGCAAAAAUGCAAUUCAUUUACAAGAAAUUGUGGAUUCGAAUAAUUGAUUCGCAAUUUUUCCUGUCAAAUAUUUGGACAUUUCAUGCAGAUAAUUCCAUUAAACUCUUAGAUUCCAUGUCUGAAGAAGAAAAAGAAAUUUUCGAUUUCGAUGUGAGAAAAAUAGAUUAUUCUAAAUAUUUGGAAAAAAUUGUUUUAAAUAUAAAGACUAAUUUAUUAAAUGAAAGUCCUUCUACUAUUCCAUUGGCGAGAAAUCGUGCAAAAAAGUUAUUUUAUAUUGAAGUUUUCUCUUAUGUCCUAGCUUUUGGAAUAUUCAUUAUUAUAUGUCUUCAGUUAUGGAAAUACGUUUGUAAUAUGUUAAAUUGAAUAUAUUUUUAUGUAAAAAGUUUUAUAUUUCAUGUAAUUUUAUCA
This is a messenger RNA of Centruroides sculpturatus (bark scorpion), 459 nucleotides long. Its product is annotated as fatty acyl-CoA reductase 1-like. The record is from RefSeq and is a predicted model, not a curated record. NCBI's taxonomy places the organism in Eukaryota, Metazoa, Arthropoda, Arachnida, Scorpiones, Buthidae. The coding region runs from base 49 to 414 and encodes 121 amino acids. The transcript has 5 exons.